ACCUUUCCCUAAUCUCUCUCUCUCUCUCCCUCUCUCUCUCUAACCAACAACUGCAAACCGCCCCCUUUUCCCCAUUCCCCGUCUCCUCCCUCUCUAACCAAGUUCCAAUAACAGGGCCCAACGACAGAACCCCCUUCUCUCUCUCUCUCUCUCUCUCUGUCUCUCUCCACCUGUUCUUCACUCUCUAGAUUUUCUCCCUCUUGUCCAGCCAUCUGUUUAUCCCCCUCGACUCGAACACCUGUCUCUCUCCUCUUUCCAUGGAAAAAAGUGUAAUUAAUUAGAAAGGAACAUAGAGAGAUGGGUAAAUACAUGAAGAAGGCAAAGACAUCAGGAGAGGUGGCCCUCAUGGACUCCUAUCUCGGCGUCCGUACCCGCGCCAAAACCCUAGCUCUCCAGAAAUCCGGCGGCGGCGGGGGGUCCUACCUCCAGCUCCGCAGCCGUAGACUAGAGAAACAAACCCUAAUCUGCGAUUCCAAGAGGCAGAAGCUAACGCCCAAAGAAAGUCCUGUAUCUCACCCCAAAAACCCUAAUUUGGUGGCCGAUGAAGGGACUCGUUUGGAGACAGAGGAAAAGAAGCGCGAAGAUGUUGAUGAGGGAAUUGAAGCUUCAUUUGGCGAGAAUGUGGUGGAAUUUGAAGGUAGAGAGAGGAGUACCAGGGAAAGCACACCAUGCAGUUUAAUAAGAGAUCCAGAGAGCAUCAGAACCCCUGGUUCUACUACAAGGCCUACCAUGCCUACUGAAGCUAACAGGAGACUGCAGAAUUCCAUGCCAAGACACAUACCGACCGCAAAUGAAAUGGAUGAGUUCUUCGCUGGUGCAGAAGAAAAGCAACGACGACAAUUUAUUGAGAAGUACAACUUUGAUCUGGUGAAUGACGCACCUCUCCCUGGACGGUACGAGUGGUCGAAGCUGGAUUCAUAGGUGUUCGUGUUCGAUCAAGACUUCUUUUCUUGCAAAAUGAUCAAAAUAAUUUAGCGUAGUAGGAAACAGUUGCAUGAAUUGGCCUUUAGUUGACAUGGUAUUGGUGAUGGUGCUAUUUUCCAUCUCCGUUCUUAUUUUAACUUGUAAAGAACGACGAAGUAGGACGGCUGUCGAAGGUGAAAGAGUGUAGACCAAUGACCUGUAACAUAACAAACUAGUACUAGUACAACAAGGUCCUUGUCUAACUGAGAAUGGGGAAGGGAAUCAGGAUAUUAGGUUAGGGUUGAGUCAAUUAGGUCCAGUAGUAGGUAGGUGGGUACAGAAAUUUACUUAGAUUUAGUCUUCUCCUGUAUCUACCCUUCCCCAGUUGUUGUCUGUACAUGUAAUGAUGCAACUGUGAAUAAAGAUGACACAUUUCCCUCUGCUCA
Molecule: messenger RNA, 1349 nt
Organism: Rhododendron vialii
Lineage: Eukaryota; Viridiplantae; Streptophyta; Magnoliopsida; Ericales; Ericaceae
Product: cyclin-dependent kinase inhibitor 5-like
Exons: 3
Coding region: 298-921 (207 amino acids)
Biological process (GO): negative regulation of cyclin-dependent protein serine/threonine kinase activity
Cellular component (GO): nucleus
Molecular function (GO): cyclin-dependent protein serine/threonine kinase inhibitor activity
Source: RefSeq, a predicted model, not a curated record